UACCUAGCCAAGCACCUGGCAUUAGAUGCAAAUCAAUGUUUACCAACUAAUCAAAAGCCCUUCGGCAGGCUGAUGUUGGAAUCCCAGAACUGUGGAGAGAUGGGGGCUAGUGGAGGUUCCACUGGUCUAAAGUCAAAGUCUUGGGUUCUUGGCCUGGUCUGAUGUGACCUCUGACAAGUCUUCUUCCACCUGUGAAGUUGAAAUGGCUGCUGGCUGGGAAAGUCUCUUGCAGGAUGAGCAGCAGCUAGAGGAGCUGGCACUGCAGGCUGUCGACCGAGCCCUGGCUGAGGGAGUGUUGCUGAGGACCUCGCAGGAGCCCAGCUCCUCAGAUGUGGUGAGCUAUGCUCCAUUCACGCUCUUUCUUUUUUUUCCCUCACUGGUCCCCAGUGCCCUGCUGGAGCAGGCCUAUGCCGUGCAGAUGGACUUCAACCUGCUAGUGGAUGCUGUCAGCCAGAAUGCUGCCUUUCUGGAGCAAACCCUCUCCAGCACCAUCAAAAGGGAUGAAUUUACUGCUCGCCUCUUUGACAUCCACAAGCAAGUCCUGAAAGAGGGCAUUGCCCAGACCGUGUUCCUGGGCCUGAACCGCUCAGACUACAUGUUCCAGCACAGCGCAGAUGGCUUCCCAGCCCUGAAACAGAUUGAAAUCAACACCAUCUCUGCCAGCUUUGGGGGCCUGGCCUCUCGGACCCCAGCUGUGCACCGACAUGUUCUCAAUGUCCUGAGUAAGACCAAAGAAGCUUCCAAGAUUCUCUCCAAUAAUCCCAGUAAGGGACUGGCCCUGGGGAUCGCCAAAGCCUGGGAGCUCUACGGCUCAGCCAAUGCUCUGGUACUACUUAUUGCUCAAGAAAAAGAAAGGAAUAUAUUUGACCAGCGUGCCAUAGAAAAUGAGCUACUGGCUAGGAACAUCCACGUAAUCCGGCGAAGAUUUGAAGAUGUUUCUGAGAAGGGAUCUCUGGACCAAGACCGAAGGUUGUUUAUGGAUGGCCAGGAAGUCGCUGUGGUUUACUUCCGGGAUGGCUACAUGCCAAGUCAGUACAGUGUAAAGAACUGGGAAGCACGCCUGCUGCUGGAGAGGUCAUGUGCUGUCAAGUGCCCGGACAUUGCCACCCAGCUAGCUGGGACUAAGAAGGUGCAGCAGGAGCUAAGCAGGGUGGGCGUACUGGAAGUGUUGCUUCCUGGCCAGCCUGAGGCUGUGGCCCGCCUUCGUGCCACCUUUGCUGGCCUCUACUCACUGGACCUGGAUCAAGAGGGGGACCAGGCCAUCGCUGAGGCCCUUGCUGCCCCUAGCCAGUUUGUUCUGAAGCCUCAGAGAGAGGGUGGAGGUAACAACCUGUAUGGAGAGGAAAUGGUGCAGGCCCUGGAACGGCUAAAGGACAGUGAGGAAAGGGCCUCUUACAUCCUCAUGGAGAAGAUUGAACCUGAACCUUUUGGGAACUGCUUGCUGCGGCCUGGCAGCCCUGUCCGAGUGGUUCAGUGCAUCUCAGAACUGGGCAUCUUUGGGGUCUAUGUCAGGCAAGGAAAGACACUCGUGAUGAACAAGCACGUGGGGCAUCUACUGCGAACCAAAGCCAUUGAGCAUGCAGAUGGUGGUGUGGCAGCAGGAGUGGCUGUCCUAGACAACCCAUAUCCUGUGUGAGGGCACAGUCGGGCCAGCCCAGACCUCGCUCAAGAGACCUCCCCUCCCCUAUUGUUGUCAUUCCUCUCCUAGCCCUCCUAAAGGGCUGUCCCUCUACCUUGGGAAGGUUGGUCUCUUCUGAAGACCUCCAGGGUCUUUAUGAAAGGGUAAAUGCUGGGUACCUUCCCCCAGCUCUUCAUCUGAGGACCAGAAAAGUUGUGUUUCCCUUAAAUGAACUCUAGAGGCCUCCAAAUCCUUGAGAUUUAAGUGCAACUAAAGAGAAGUUGCUCUAAGGUCUAAAUCCUGUGACCCUCCUAUCAGCCCCUUGUCAGCCUUUUCAGCAAGUUCCAGUGCCUGAAUUGUGAUAAGGCUGAGCUGUAUGAGGAUGAGGGUAUAGGGGCAUAGCUUUUCCUCAAAUCUGCCUUAAAUAAAACUACAUUACUGAUUCAGUGA
Molecule: messenger RNA, 2068 nt
Organism: Tupaia belangeri chinensis (Chinese tree shrew)
Lineage: Eukaryota; Metazoa; Chordata; Mammalia; Scandentia; Tupaiidae
Gene: GSS
Product: glutathione synthetase
Exons: 14
Coding region: 203-1636 (477 amino acids)
Biological process (GO): glutathione biosynthetic process
Cellular component (GO): cytosol
Molecular function (GO): glutathione binding; ATP binding; glutathione synthase activity
Source: RefSeq, a predicted model, not a curated record